This is a messenger RNA of Schistosoma intercalatum, 4418 nucleotides long. The record is from the annotation of a GenBank genome assembly. Lineage: Eukaryota; Metazoa; Platyhelminthes; Trematoda; Strigeidida; Schistosomatidae.
AUUCAAUGCAGUUCGUUUCUUCACACUCUAUUGCAACCUUGACUUUCGGCGUUCACACGGACUUAUUCCUUUGAUGUCGCUUCUCCUUGGUCAAGGCAUGGUUGCUUGCUUUCUUGUGUUCCUCGUAUUCUUAUCCCAAAGUUUUUCAGUCAGUUACCUGAAGUUCGAGAAAAUAAAUGGAGCAUCUGAGGAAUCUUUAAUUUUUCUGAAUGACGCUAAUCCAACAGCUCUUCUUGAUGCUUCAGCAAAUACUCAAAGGAUAGUUUAUUUUGCACAAAAAAGCCCACCAUUGGGUUUAAAGUUGAAUUUUGCUUGUCAUGUCAAUAAACAAGCGAAACCUUUGGAUAAAGUGUCUUUAUGCUGCCGCAGUAGUGUGAAAGAUACCAAACGUACUUGUGUUCAGCCAGAGGCUGAAGGUACAUUUUCCUGUUUAAAUACUGAGUUUCGCUUCAGUGUUGACGAAACGACGGGGGCAAUUUUCUCAAUUUCUUUAACACAAGAUGGUCCCCUGAGCAAUCCAAUCAGCGGACUGUUUUCAUGUAUUGUCGGUACAGACGAACUCAAUGUUAUUGAAUCAAAUGAAAUAGAAAUACGAGAUGCUGUAUUUUACAUUCUUCAACUAAAGGGUACUCCGUCUACAAAGAUAGAUGUCGUUCCACCAAUAUCAGAAUUUCCGCAUGAGUUAAGGUGUGUAGAUGAUAUCAGCAUUGUAUCACGCUGGCCAUACUGGAUGCACCAACUAGAUGGCAGAUACGGACCAUACAGAUGGGAAUAUUGUCUGACUACAGGGAAACCAAAUGCCAUUACGUGUUCUAAAAGGCCCAUGCAGUUUUCUCCCAAUUCUAUUGUCGAAUUUAUAAAUGGGAGCGUGUAUCUCACUGAUGCACCCCUGGUUGAGUCGAAGUCGAUAGCUAUCGUGUGUAAGCAUGUUGGACAACUUGGACCUAUUAGGACUUUUGCUGGAAAAGUUGCCGGUACUGAAUCCCCUGUGGUCCUUGAAGGUCUUUCAAUCGAGAAGAAUAGGAAUUCCAGUACUACUAAACUAUAUCCUUUAACGUCACUAACAUCAAGUUAUGUCAUCAAUAAAGGUACCAAACUUCAAGACUUUAUGCUUAAAGCUUUAUAUCGACAACCUCAAGGGGACUAUGAAUUUCAUUGGUUCAAGGAUGAGCAGAUGUUACACAGCAGGAUUGCGACAAAAUACAGUUAUACACUUCCUAGUCUUAUUGAUGAGUCUGUAUCAGGAGUUUACUCACUCGUUGUGAAAUCGAAUGAGGAUAUUUCCGAUAGGUUAAUAUUCACCUACGAUGUUAAAGUCGUUUCACCUCCUUUCUUUAAGGAUCCAAGAUGUUUGAAAGAACUGUUUUACGUAAUGGAAGGGAAUAACUUCGGCUCUGUUUGUGAGUUUGAUGGCAGGUGGAAUACAGUUGUAUUUGUCGGUGUGGCUUCGUUUGAAGCAUCUACGUAUCAAGAACUUCGCAUGUCUAUUGAUAAGAAUCUCAAGUACUCAAAGCAACAACUUUCCCAGUUGGAUAUUAUUUUUCAUGUAGAUGGAGAAGAAAUGAAUAAAAGAAUUACAGUUAACAUUACAAAACUUAAACUUAAUCAGGAUUGUGAACUAUCUAUUCGUUUAAAUUCUAUAUACGGUCAGUCACGCAUAUCGACGUCACUUAAAGUUGUUCCUAAGCCUCAACUCACAAUAUCACCUUCCGAUGAAAAUUGCAUAAAAAACUGUGAUGAAACUCCGUACAAUGUUUCUUGUGCACUAAAUGAAAAUAUUGUUCAAGAAUGGAAAUCAAAGUUUAAUAUAGAACCAUCUAUUGAUUGGAUCAUUCAGAAUCACUGGACCAAAGCACAUUUGGAAUCUACUGGUUUAGGACAAUUUAUAACUUCUAAUGGUGAACAUGAUACAACCCUAACAGUAUGGCCAGUAGGUAAACCAAUUCCUUUUAUUGUUAAACAUGAAGAAAAUAACAACAAACGACCAAAAGAAGAAUCUGGGAUAGAGGAAGAAGAAGAAGCAAUAGAGAAGGAGAUAAUGAACUUGGACACUGAAGAUGAACCUGUUCAGAUACCUAGUACGACGACACUAAAACAAUUUCUUGCACAAAAAAUAGGCGGAUCUGAAGCUCAGCCGCCGAAAGAUCUUAUUUUAAGCUGUUGGAUUCGUUUAUCGGUUAUUGGUAAAGAAGCUGAAUUUGAAAUACCAAAUGGAUUAGUAUCACAUCAGUCAUUUGCACGUCAAGCUCAAUUUGCACAAUCUUCUGGUAUAAAUCGUUUAAUCUAUGAUUCCCGAUGGGAAACAGACACUGAACUAGCGAAACGAUUAACCGCUGUUCGUACAUUUACUCCUGAUAUGAUACCUGCAACUGCUGGUCUCGCAUGGAUUGCAGCUGUGAUUAUCGGUGUAAUUAUUUUUAUAGUUGUGAUUGCAUCAAGUAUAUGGUUGUGUACACGUGAUCGUGGUGAAACUUACAUGGUAUAUGAUAAGGAACGUGCACAUGGAAAUGAUCCAAUACAAGAACUGAAAGAAAAAGAAACAUUUCAGACAUUUCAAAGACAAGAGGAACCAAGAAUUGCAACGAGUCGUUAUUCUUUAAAUGAUGGCAGUGUACGUUUCGAAAGUGAAGAUGACGGGGAAUUAGAUGAAUAUGCAGGUGGUCCACAAACGCAUCCAUUACUUACAACAACAAUAUCUGCACAGCAGGAAUUGCAGCAUCAAAUAAACUCAAAUCAUUAGUUAUGCGAUUAAAUAUCAGUUAGUGAAGUCAUUAUGUCCUUUUGAUGAUCAUCGUAAUUGGAUGACUACGUGUAAUUUAUAAUGUCUAUCUAUAUAAUACUACAUAAACCGAUAAUUUUAAUGAAGAAGCAUCAUUUCUUGGUCAAUACUCUGGUAAUCGUGCAAUAUCUAAAAAAUCUAUUCAUCAUAUGAGAGAAGCUUCACCAGAAUUAUCAACUAUUGGCAUUUUUAAUACAACUACUAAUACUACUGCUACUACUACUACUACUAAUACUAGUGAUAAUUCUGAUCUAUUACAUCAUACUGCUGCUAUGUCUACUACUCCUAACAACCAACCUAUUCAUUUUAUCACUCGUGAAAAUCAUCAAACUGCUGUGUAGUUCCAUUCCGCUCCAUUCAAUUCAAUUCAGUAUACUCAUUUACAUGUUAUUCAUUUCUCCUGGGUUUUUUUUUUAAUAAGCCAAACCAACACAAUCACUGCUGAAGUAUUAAUUAUUCAUUUAAUACUAAAAAUUAUUAACCAUUGAAGUGCUUUUAACCAAAAUCAUAUUUCUAGCUUUCUAUAUCUUUUUUUAAAAAAAAUAUCAUCUAUCGAUAUAACAUUAUUACACUUUGUAUUCCUGUCUCCUGAUGUUACUUGAAGUUACCAUGUUAAUCUAUUAGUCACCUACUACUCAUCUUUAUCUUUGUUGUAUUUCUUAUUCACACAUUUGUAUAUUAUCCUUUAAUAGACUUUUUCUAUUAACUAUCUCCCCUUCCCCUUAUGUUUCUAUUCCAUAAUUGAUUAUCACUGAUAUCAUCAUUAUUGGCUAUCAGAUCAUUAAUACAACGAGUUGACAAAUUAUCCCACCCCGUCCCUCCCUCCCUCCCCAAACAUACACACACACACUGUGUUUGUAUAUGGUUGUAUGCUGAUUUCUUAUCGUCAUACAACAAAAUAGACACCAUAGCAUUGUAAUAUUAGUAGUAUAGAUAUGUAUUAUUCAUAUUUUAAUGUUUCUUAUCCUUUAAUACAAUUGUGAAUUCUAUUUUAGAAUUAAAAUCACGACCUCUCUAUAUUUGUGUUUGUAACAUUGAAAUUUUUUGUUUCUGCCUUGUUAUAUGUUGUCAUAUAUUGAUAGGAUUAUCUAAUCAUAGUUUUAAUUGUGGAUCUAUCUCUAUUCCUACGAUCCGUGUCAUUUCGACUAUUUCCCUUCUUUUUUUGUUGUUGUAUUUAAUCAGAAACAAAACAACACAAAUACAUAAAUCAUGGUAAUUUUUUUUCUAUGCAUUACCGCUUGCAAAAUAAUGAUGUAAUACACAUAACUGGCUGCAUAUUUAAAUUGGCUUUAUUAUCUAUCACUACUCCAUCUUUUUUUCCCUACCUUAUGGUGUUCUUCCAUUCGGUUGAUUACACUAGUGCUACCACUAUUCUGGUUGUGAGCAUAUUUAUAUAUAUAUAUAUAUAUAUAUGUAUAUAUAUAUAUAUAUGUGCAUGUAUGAGCUUAUCACGAGUCUGCAUUGAAUUGUGUUUAGUUUUUACUAUUUCUCAUAUUCUCCUAUUUUGUAAUUUUUUUUAUCUCCCCUAAUUUCCAAACCUUGAAGAAAAAACACUAUACACAGCUAUCUCCCAUGAACGUUUUGUUAUGAAGAUCCAUCUUUUUUAUAUACAAAAAUAUAUUGUUAACAUGAUUACUAA